UCUCUCUAUCCCCAUUUUUCCCUCGCCAUGCUAGGAACGCCUGGCUCAAUUUCUAUAAGAUGGCGGAAAGAACGACCACAGGAACAACCGUAAGAAAGAGAUCUUGGGAUAGAUUUUCGAUUGUUCGUUGUCACUGCGAAGAUCUUGCCUACACUCACGUACACUGCCCUUGCGAAAAGUGUGAUGGGAAAGCUGUUUCAUUUUCUUUGGAGUAUAUUCAUUGGAACAAAAAAAAGAGCAUCGAGAUAGAAACUGCUAACGACGAAUAUUUUGAAAAUGAUGAUUGUGCAAGUGUCGGAGACAAAAACUCCAUGGAUUCAAGUCACAGUGAUAAUCAAUCUGAUUCAGCAGAACAUUUAUCUGCUCAUGAAGAACCUACAUCCAGUUCUAGUUUUCACUCGGAAACCGAGUCUGAAAAUCAGUUUAACGCCAUUGAGUUAGAAAUCAUUUGUACCAUUUUGAGGGCCAUGAAUUUAGCUGCCCAGAUGAAUGGCAGCAAUAAAGACUUUGAUGAUGUUCUUCAGUUUGCUAAGGAGUUGUUUUGCCGUGAAGACCCCGACCUCGAAACAUUUUGGCCCAAAAAUUGGAGAGAAACUAAAAGACUUCUCCAAAAUUAUGGUUACAAGGACCCAAAGGAAUUAUACAUCUGCCUUGAUGACUCUCACUAUACUCUCUGGGAUGUUAUGACUGACCCGUCUUCAGAAUGCAGAUACUGUGGAAAAAGAGGAUCAAUAAAAUACUAUUAUUUGGGAUUGUCAGAUAAAAUUGUUCUAUGGUGUCAAAAUACAGAAAUGUGUCGAAAAAUGAUGGCUCAUUGGGAUAACAAAGACAGCUGGAUUGAAGGAACUGGCUCAAAUUUCCCACUCAAAGAAAUUUGGGAUGGUUCAAGAUUCAAUGAACUUUCCUGGUUUUGGGAUCCGAAUAUCACCUUCAUGCUACCAUUCAAGUGUCAAUUUUGCCAGUCUGUCAUCAGUGUUGAUGAGAUAGAGUCUUCUGAACAUUUAAGUGACAAUAGUUACAAUGUUCUUUGCAGUGAAUGUGGUUUCAGACAAGUCCACACUUCAAUAUAUACUUAUGGUGACCCUCGAAAUAUUGCAUUAAUUGGGCAUUGGGAUGGCUGGCAACCAUUUGGUGCAUCUGGUAGACACAGUUGUGGUGCUGUGGAGGUUACAAUAGCAAAUAUGUACAAGAAAGAGAGAAGUUCAACAGAGGAAAUAUAUGUUAUUGGAUUUGUACCAAGCCACUGUUUGCCAAAGAAACGCCCAAACUGUCUGGAUCCAUUUCUUCAUCCCUUAAUUUCAGAGGCUGAGGAACUAUUUAUCUCUGGACUGCAGGUGGAUUAUUCUUUAGGAGUGGCUGGUCUUCCUCCUGGAGAAAUAUCACUCCGCUGCCUCAUAAUUCUAUGGACCGGUGACUAUCCAGGGCAGUGUGAAGUUGGCAAAUUUAUCAAGAGUGGUAUCCGACCAUGCAGAAGGGAUAAACUCAAAGGAAUAGCCGUAGAAUCUACAUCUGCAACAGGUGUCCAUUACUAUUAUGGGGACAAUCGUUACCAUGCAAGAUAUCUUUUCGAUGCACGCAAUCUUCUGGAAGACUUGGGAACAAUGAAAGAGAUAGAUCAAGAGGAUCGCAAAAGCAUUCGUUCCAAAAUGAGCAGAAACACUGGCUAUACUGGCUUAAGCAUACUUCAUAAGCUCUAUAAGCUGUAUGGAUUUAAUGUGAUCACAGACUGUGUCUUUGAUAUGAUGCAUAACCUUCCUAUGAAUGUUGUUUCAAAUCAUUUUCAGAUGCUUAUUGACAGUGAUAAGAUAAACAAGAAAGUAAUUGAUGAAAGACUGAAUGCUGUUCCCUGGACUCCUGAACUCAAGGAUGGUAGAAUUCCAGAAGGCAUGGCUACCCGACUUGGAUACUGGAAAGCAGAAGAAUAUCAAAAGUUUGCAUAUCCUUUAUCAGAGUGUAUUCUUGCUGGACAGUUAGAUGGACUUGAUUAUCACAUCUGGCAGCUAGUCACAAGAAUGGUAGAGCUAGUUUUUAGUGAGAGCAAGCGGGAGGAAUGGGAUAUUGCAGAUGUUGAACUGUUUCACAACCUUGCUUGGCGUUAUGCAGUACUACUAGAAGAAACUUAUGGACUGUCAUUUUGUACAAUAACUGUCCACAACCUUAUUCAUGUAAAAGAAGAUGCACUGAGGUUUUCCCACCCUGAUAACUACUGGUGUUUUUCAUUUGAAAGGGCAGUAAGGAGAUAUGUCAACACCACCACCAAUUUCAAGAACAUUGAGUGUACCUAUGCCAAGAAGGAAAAGAGAAGAGAAUUGAUGAAGCUUUUAAAUACAAGUCCUCUCCUCCAAAACAGAAGGCAUAAACCCUUGCAAAUUGAUAUUGAUAAGAUGUGUGCAAAGAGCCUUGAAGCAGCACAUGAGCUCAUCAAAGUAGUUAAUGAGUCUCACAUUCCUCAUGUCAACCGAUGCAACAGAGGAGUUUUAGUUGGAGGCAUGUCUGCCAAUGAGUGUAUUCUGUUAAGGGAACAAGUGACACAGAUAGUAGAUUGUUGCAGUGGUGUUAAUGCUCAAGAUGUUCAACCUGUAGCUUUCAAAUCAAGAUCUCUCCUUAAACCAUUGCAUGGAAUUGGAGGUGUGUUAUAUAGGGUUGGUGAGCAUGCUGUUGUUGAAGACAUUGCAGAUGUUGAAACAGUGAUAGAGUUUACUGCAUUUUAUUGCGUGGCUAUCAGAAAUGAUUUCUACACCUUCUGUGAGGGCAGGAAGUACCAAACUAUGAAAGAUGAUGAUGGGAAUGAUAUUAUACAUCAAUACUCAGGUUACAAAUUUGUAAAUGAAAUGCAGAAUGUUACUACCUUUUGUCCAUCAAAAAUUUCAAGAAAACUCAUGCUUUUUCCAUGUUUUGAGCAGGAGGAAAAUACAGGUUUAAUUGCUGUUGACUACCUUAGAAAGCAAAUGCCAAUUAAUCAGCUGCAGGAUGGAAUUGUAGUACCAUUCUAUCCAGAGGUUGAUGAUAUGGUACUUGUUAGGGGAGAUGAAGCCGAACCAUGGUUGGCAAAAGUGAUCAAAGUUCAUAGGAACUCAAAGACCGUACUGCUUUGGUAUUAUAAAAAAGCUGCUGAAAGUGAUGAUGAAUGUACUGUCUACAUUGCAGAGUCAAAUAGGAGAUUAGCAAGGGAUAUUGUUUCAUGGGACUCUAUCAUCUCCUUGGCGCCUGGAGGAUGGGUCAACAAUUACUGGGACACCAUGGCAUGAACUAUACUAUCACUGUAAUAAAAUCCAUUAUUGAUAUUAGCUUAAUCACAUGCAUGGUUUUGUAAUUCCCACUAAUGGUUGAGGUGAUGUGAACUCACAUUAAUGGGAAUAAACAAGAACCAUUCAUGUUUCAGUAUAAAUAACAUGCAUGGUUUUGU
Actinia tenebrosa (Australian red waratah sea anemone) is the source of this 3406-nucleotide messenger RNA. RefSeq lists its product as uncharacterized. The record is from RefSeq and is a predicted model, not a curated record. NCBI's taxonomy places the organism in Eukaryota, Metazoa, Cnidaria, Anthozoa, Actiniaria, Actiniidae.